Messenger RNA from Brassica oleracea var. oleracea, 846 nucleotides. RefSeq lists its product as uncharacterized. Gene Ontology annotation, molecular function: protein phosphatase inhibitor activity. Gene Ontology annotation, cellular component: cytoplasm. The record is from RefSeq and is a predicted model, not a curated record. NCBI's taxonomy places the organism in Eukaryota, Viridiplantae, Streptophyta, Magnoliopsida, Brassicales, Brassicaceae. The transcript has 7 exons. The coding region runs from base 182 to 637 and encodes 151 amino acids.
GAAGGCCCAAACCGUGUCCUGAGAGAAUAAAAUGCUGCGUUAAGUUGAGGCAUCGACAUCAUCAUCAUCAUCGUGGAACGUGGAGCUCACAUACUAAACAAGAUCCGAUCUAACCCCCCGGUUCUCGUCGGAAUCUCUUCACGGUUAACCGGCGUUCCUCACCCACCUUUUCGUUCCAGUUAUGGAAGACGUGAAGGGAAAGGAGCUUGUUGAUGAUACUCCUCCUCCUGUUGAACAAAAUGAUGAAACUGAGACUCAUAAACAGCCAUCGUCUGAGUCCGAGGAAAAUGCGAUCAAGAAAAAGUAUGGAGGAUUGUUGCCAAAGAAGAUUCCUUUGAUAUCCAAGGAUCAUGAGCGCGCGUUUUUUGACUCAGCUGAUUGGGCAUUAGGCAAGCAAAAAGGACAAAAGCCAAAAGGGCCUUUGGAAGCUCUCCGACCAAAACUGCAGCCAACCCCGCACCAGCAACCAAGGGCAAGACGAAUGGCCUUAUCUUCAGGCGAUAACUCUGAAGACGCUGAGGCUGACACCAACGAACCUCUGGAUGACCAACAAGCUAGCGCAUCAGCUGCUGACAACGCCAAGGAUGAUGGAGGCAUCGUCGAUGCUGCUGACGCCAAAGACAACAUCAAGUCAUGAACAAACAUAUCACAAGUCAGUUUACAGAAGAAUAAGCGACCAGGCUUGCUUUGCAGUGGUUGUAGUAAUAUCGAGUCUCUCUCUUUACAUUAUAUUCCAUACUUGGGUACCAGCAAAUCUGUAUCACCAUACAAAACCUAGUAUCUGAAACGUCUAUUUGGACGAUUUGCAAAUGGUUUGCUUUUAUUGAUCCAUUAAAUACCCUCUUA